Messenger RNA from Scleropages formosus (Asian bonytongue), 2291 nucleotides. It is a transcript of the gene slc25a37, whose product is annotated as solute carrier family 25 member 37. The record is from RefSeq and is a predicted model, not a curated record. Bases 82 to 1092 code for a protein of 336 amino acids. The transcript is spliced from 4 exons. Gene Ontology annotation, cellular component: mitochondrial membrane. Gene Ontology annotation, biological process: iron import into the mitochondrion. Lineage: Eukaryota; Metazoa; Chordata; Actinopteri; Osteoglossiformes; Osteoglossidae. Gene Ontology annotation, molecular function: ferrous iron transmembrane transporter activity.
CGCAGAGAUGAUGGUGUGGUCGUUCUCUGCCGCUGCUUCAGUUGGAGAGUUAUCAACACGCCUGAGCUGAGCUUCUGCCGUAUGGAGCUGCGGACGGAGCCGCUUGUAGCACCUUUCGAGAUGUCGGAGAGCAGCGAGAGCCGAGCGGAGGAGUCCCUGGAAGCGGACCUGUACGAGAGUUUGCCUCCCACGGCUUCCCUGUGGACGCACAUGACGGCGGGCGCGGUGGCGGGGAUCCUGGAGCACACGGUGAUGUACCCGGUGGACUCCGUCAAGACACGUAUGCAGAGUCUUCAGCCAGACCCCAAGGCGCAGUACCGCAGCGUGUACGAGGGUCUGCACCGCAUCAUCCGCACUGAGGGUGUCCUUCGGCCGCUCAGGGGCCUAAACAUCACUGUUCUGGGGGCCGGUCCUGCCCACGCGCUCUACUUUGCCUGCUACGAGAGGGUCAAGCGCAUCCUCAGCGAUGUCAUCCAGAAUGGGGGCAACAGUCACUUGGCCAAUGGAGUGGCAGGCAGCUUGGCUACGGUGCUUCAUGAUGCUGUCAUGAACCCUGCAGAAGUUGUGAAGCAGCGGAUGCAGAUGUACAACUCCCCUUACCGGGGCCUCUGGGACUGUGUCCGCACAGUGCAGCGCACCGAGGGCCUGCCUGCCUUCUACCGCAGUUACAGCACGCAGUUGGCCAUGAACGUGCCCUUCCAGGCCGUACACUUCGUCACCUACGAGCUGACGCAGGAGCGACUGAAUCCACAGCGCCGCUACCACCCGGCCAGCCAUAUCCUGUCGGGCGCAGUGGCGGGCGCUGUGUCGGCAGCAGUCACCACGCCGCUCGACGUUUGCAAGACGCUGCUAAACACACAAGAGAACACUGCUCUCAGCUCCGUGCGUGUCCGAGGCCACCUGUCAGGCAUGGCCAAUGCCAUUAGGACUGUGUAUCGCCUGGGUGGGUUUCCUGCCUUCUUCAAGGGUGUGCAGGCUCGCGUCAUCUACCAAAUGCCCUCCACUGCCAUUGCCUGGUCUGUUUAUGAGUUCUUCAAGUACUUUUUGACAAAGCAACAGCAGGAUCGACAGCCCGGGGUGGGAAGCAUCUGAGGAGGGAUGUUGUGAGCGGGUGUGAUAGUACAGCCAUCUCCUAAGGCCCUCGAAGGCCCUGGCGUACCACACGUUGGAAUGGUGCCACAUGGCGACCGGGAGGUUGUGUGUUGGUUCCCAUUCUUUUGCCCUUAUGCGAACAACCAUUGCAGGGUGGAAGAGCAAGAAGGUGAAGAGUCUUCCUCUGACUGGAUAUUUGGCAGCUCCAAGGCGAUCUUCUGGAAACUCCUCUUGCCCAUAUCCUUCCGAAGCCAUUCCCUCUGUGUUACCAUGUAUGUAUUCUAGGAAGGUUUGCUGGAAGAUGACAGGAUGAAAUCACUGCAUAGAAACACUCAAUGUCAAGUGAAAGGGAGAAAAUGGCUACCCCAUAAUAACCACUGACAAAUUGCAAAUCUAAGGUGAUAAACUAUUCACUGCCAUAUACCCUGCAACAGGGGUUUUCAGUCUUGGUUCUUGAAUCCUGCUGUGCAUUGUAAGUAAUUAUUGUUGAGCUGAUUAUUGAAUGAAUAGCACAGAUUAAACAGUGUGUUAUUUAAGCACUUAGGAACACCGAUAAUGGCAAGAUAAGUAAAUGCAUGGCCCCCCCCUCCAUUUUAUCACUUAAAAUACAAAAAGUAAAUCACUGAUUACAAUCAAUGUGCACUAUGAUUCUUAGCUUUCAGUUUAAUUUAGAAUAACUUUAUUCAGUACUAAUUUAUUCUGUUAAGUUUCACAAUUAUUUUACUUUCACCAGCAACAUUUUUCUGUUCUGAAUUUGGAAAAAAAAAUUAGCAAAAAUUUGUUGCAUCACUGUGAAGAAUCAGUUUGGUUAAAUGUUCUUUAAAUCAUUUGAUUCAAAGGAUGGCUUCCUUGGGGCCAUUUAAUUAAAAGCUCUGUUGGAACACAACACAGCAUAUACAGUGGGAUGGGAAAAAAAACCAAUAUCCUAGUAUAUUGAACACUGCAUUUUUUUUUAGUUUGGAGAUUUACAGAAGUAGGAAAUUUUAUUUUUUUUUAUCCAUUUCCGUGUCUCAGAAGGGGCGUUUCUCAUCUUUGAAUUAUGUUUCAGUAGUGUCUAAAUGUGUCAAACACAUUCAUGAGUCUUACAGAACAUCGCAAGUAACUUGGACUUGCUUUUAGAGUGGCUUUUUUCGGUGCAUUUCGCACUUCUGUCAGAUUUGACAAGUGGACACUCGGAGCGUAGUUCUUCAAUCUCUUAA